Molecule: messenger RNA, 699 nt
Organism: Plasmodium vinckei vinckei
Lineage: Eukaryota; Apicomplexa; Aconoidasida; Haemosporida; Plasmodiidae
Product: conserved Plasmodium protein, unknown function
Exons: 3
Coding region: 1-699 (232 amino acids)
Biological process (GO): protein deubiquitination
Molecular function (GO): cysteine-type deubiquitinase activity
Source: RefSeq, a predicted model, not a curated record
AUGUGUCACUAUGGAAUACAUAAAAUUGAAACAGGAAAGGGACCAAUAAAUGUAUACUUUGAAAAACAAAGUAAAUUAUAUUGCUUAGUUCAUACGAUAAAUAAUAUAUUGCAGGCACAUGUAUAUUCUCCCAAUGAUUUUAGAGAAUUUGAAAACAACUUUGAUUACACAAAGCUAAAUAAUAACACGUCAGACGAUAAUAAUAGCAUAAAUGAAAACAAUAAUAAAUCUGGUGACCUAAAUAUAAAAGACACACUAAAUUUUGAAACCAUUUUUUCCUAUAUUAAAAGAGGAAUUAAUUAUUUUGGAAAUUUUAAUAUUGAUGUUUUAUAUUUUUUUGUGAGCAAACAUAAUAUUGAAUUACAUUGGGUUGACAAUAAAGAAAUAUUUAAAAAAUUAAAUCAAAAUAAUGAUUGCCUUUCAUUAUUUAGUGACACCGUUUUAAAUGACCAAAAGCUAAUUGCUUUUGUAAUAAAUUUAGUUAAAAUAAAUUUUUUAAAUAUUUACAAACAUAGACAUUUUUAUACAAUAAGAAAAAUUUCAGGCAUGUGGUUCGUGCUGGAUUCCUCACACAGCAAGCCCGUUUUGUUACCUACUAGCCAAGAAAUAAACAAACAUUUAAUUAAUAUAGUAAAAGAUAAUAAUUUCACUAAUCGUGAUAAUUAUAUUAUACAAGUUUUUAAAAAUUCUGAGAAAUAA